Messenger RNA from Paramecium pentaurelia, 974 nucleotides. The record is from the annotation of a GenBank genome assembly. Lineage: Eukaryota; Ciliophora; Oligohymenophorea; Peniculida; Parameciidae.
AUGAAUUUUGAAGAUUAUUAAUAUCUCUUUAAAUUUGUAUUGAUUGGAGAUACAGGUUACACAUAUUUAUUAUUCUUAGGAGUUGGAAAAUCUUGCUUCUUGUCUUAAUAUGUUAAAGGUAAAUUCAUAUAGGAAUAUGAUCCUACAAUUGGAUUGGAAUUUGAAAGUAAAUCUAUUGAAUUUAAUGAUGGCAUUGUUGUUCAAAAUUAAUUAUGGGAUACUGUAAUUUUAACUAUUUUAAUUAGUCUGGAAGCUCUUAAUUUAUGGCAAUAUAGAAAACUUUUUGUUAAAAGUAAUCAAUAUUCUUUAUAUACACAAUCUAGUGCUGCUGCUGCUAUCGUUUUUUACAAAAUAGAUAAUCAAAAUUCAUUUAAAUCAUUAGAAAAUUGGUUAAGUAUUCUUAAAUAAGUAUCAUCUGAUAUGAUUUAAAUUGUUAUUGUUGCAACACAUUAAGAUCUAGAAACUUAAAGGUAUUAGGUUAUUUUUUAAUUUAGAUAAGUACAAACAUAAUAGGGAAGAAAUCUUGCUGAUUCUUUAAAUGCUAAAUUUUAUGAAAUUUCAAAUCAUGACAAAGAUCAAAUUGAUGGAAUUGUUAAUUCACUAUCUUAUAAUGUAUUACGCUUAAUCAAUUCUAAUAAAAUCAAUCCAUUAAAUACAGUAUCCCUAUUUAUCAUAAAUAGCAAUAUGGAAUUAAAAUGAGUAGAUAAUAAGAAUAAUAAUAUGCAUCUCAAUUAGAUAAUUCUGAAGAGAAUAUAAUUUAGUAACAGUCUUCUCCAAAAAGAAGAGGUUCAGAUAUCAAAAUCGAAUAAAAUACAUUCUCUCCCAAUAAAAUUACAACAGCUUCUCCUUCACGAUCAUAGCAUGAAAAUGAAUAAACGGAAUAAAAUUAAUAAUAAACUAAACCAAAAUUCCAAUUAUUAUUUAUUCUGCUACCAAUAAUAAUUGCAUAUGGGUUGUAUUAAAUAUUAUUAUGA